GGCUGUUCCGUGGCCGAGGGCGGUGCCGGGCACGGCGCGGCCCUGGGGGUGGUGGAGGGCCGUGUCCCAUGGCGCUGACGGCGGGCCGAGCGCGGGUGCUCCUCAGUCGUCCGCUCCCGUGGCGCUGCUACAGCCACGGGGGGUGCUCCGUGGUGCUGCCGCCCGGGGGGUACAGGGUGUGGCAGGAGCGGGCGGCCCGCGACCCUGCUGAUUUCUGGGCGGAGGUGGCCCACGGGGUGCUGCGCUGGGACAACCCCUUCCACACGGCCUGCCAGGCCGGCCCGGUCGCCGGCGCCGCCCGCUGGUUCCUCGGCGGCCGCCUCAACGUCUCGGUGAAUUGCUUAGACCGACAUGUUGAAAAGUCUCCAAACCGAGUGGCUUUGAUUUGGGAGAGAGAUGAGCCUGGCACUGCAGUGCAUGUCACAUACAGGGAACUUCUGGAUCUGACUUGCCGUCUUGCCAACACCCUGAAGAAAUAUGGGAUACAGAAGGGGGACAAGGUGGCCAUCUAUAUGUCUGUGUCUCCCUUGUCAGUGGCAGCCAUGCUGGCUUGUGCUAGGAUUGGUGCUGUUCACACUGUUGUCUUCGCUGGAUUCAGCGCAGAGUCCUUAGCUGGCAGGAUCAUGGACUCUGGAUGCAAAGCAGUUAUCACCUACAACCAGGGAGUCAGGGGAGGCCGAAUCAUAGAGCUGAAGACAACUGUGGAUGAGGCUGUGAAGAACUCUGCAAGCAUCAAACAUGUCUUUGUGGCUCAGAGGACAGAUAACAAAGUCCAGAUGGGUGACCAUGAUAUUCCCCUUGAGGAGGAGAUGGCCAAGGCAGCUCCUGUAUGCAUUCCAGAGAGCAUGGACAGCGAAGACACGCUUUUCAUGCUGUAUACCUCAGGCAGCACUGGAAAACCCAAGGGCAUCAUUCACACCCAGGCUGGAUACCUGCUGUACACUGCUCUCACGCACAAGUAUGUAUUUGAUUACCAAGAAGGUGAAGUUUUUGGCUGUGUGGCUGACAUUGGCUGGAUCACAGGACAUAGCUAUGUUGUAUAUGGGCCACUCUGCAAUGGAGGCACCUCUGUCCUGUUUGAAAGCACUCCAGUGUACCCUGACCCAGGUCGUUAUUGGGAAAUGGUACAAAGGUUGAAAAUUAAUCAGUUUUAUGGAGCACCUACGUCUAUACGCUUGCUGCUGAAUUAUGGAGAAGAGUGGGUGAAGAAAUAUGACAGAGCCUCCUUGAAGACCUUGGGAUCGGUGGGAGAACCCAUCAACCAUGAUGCUUGGCAGUGGUUCUACCAUGUGGUGGGAGAAGGGCGCUGCACCCUUGUGGACACAUGGUGGCAGACAGAAACUGGUGGCAUCUGCAUUGCCCCCCGGCCUUCAGAGGAGAAAGCUGAGAUCGUUCCGGCUAUGGCUAUGAGACCUUUCUUUGGGAUUGUGCCCGUGCUGAUGAAUGAGAAUGGAAAGGUUAUAGAAGGCAAUGAUGUGUCCGGUGCACUCUGCAUUGCCCAGCCAUGGCCUGGCAUGGCAAGAACAAUCUAUGGAGAUCACCAGCGAUUUGUUGAUGCCUAUUUCAAAGCCUACCCAGGUUACUACUUCACGGGGGAUGGCGCUUACAGAACCAAGGAAGGCUAUUACCAGAUAACGGGGCGCAUGGAUGAUGUCAUUAACAUCAGUGGACACAGGCUUGGAACGGCAGAGAUAGAAGAUGCAAUGGCUGAUCACCCUGAGGUCCCUGAGACAGCUGUGAUUGGAUAUCCUCACAAGAUCAAAGGAGAAGGUGCCUUUGCUUUCAUAGUGUUAAAGGAGCAGACAGCUCAUAUAGACCGUGUCAAAGAAGAGCUCAAAACCAUAGUGGCUUCCAAGAUAGCAAAAUAUGCUGUACCUGACCACAUUCUGUCUUUCACUUCUCUGCAGGUGGUGAAACGUCUUCCUAAAACCCGAUCAGGGAAGAUCAUGAGAAGGCUGCUGAGAAAAGUGGUCACUGAACAAUCAAGCGACAUGGGAGAUGUCACCACACUUGAUGAUCCAAGUGUUGUCAAGGAGAUAUUGGAUGCUUACCAGAAAUACAAGGAGAAGAGUUCCUCCUAACAGGCAGCUCUGGAAUCUCUCUCCUCUGGAAUGGUGGAAGGUCUCAAAUAAAAGGGCAAAUUACAUAGUUUUCUCUGUUCCCUCGUGGGGGGGGUCAAGAUUUUCUGCUCCACAAUGUAUUUUGAGGUGCACAGAGCUAGGAGCAAUCUGUAGUUUUGCACAGUGAGUGAGCUCCCUUUCAUUGCUUUUAGGGUGUUGUAGACCAGCCACUGGUGGCUUCUAUUAGCUAUGAUGAAAUUUAAUAUUAGCCAAAGCAAGAUGCAAAUGUUAAUGUUUCUAAUUUUAAUUUUACUGUACAGGGAAAUGUUUUUAUGUAAUAUUUUGCUGUUUUAAAAGGAGCCCUGGAACACAUUUCUUCAAUUUUUCUGUCAGCUUGGAUAUCCAAGUUCAAGUAGCUGUAUUUCACUGCCACUCUGGUACCUUUUCAGCAAUGCUGGGUAUUCUAGUAGAUGUUUCACAUCUGUUAUUUGAGAACUGAGACAGACAUGGCUAGUCUGAUAAUUCUUUCUUGUGUUUACCCAGUUCUAAUAACUCCUUUGGUUUUCCUCCUAAGGAUUCGUUCCUGCCACUGUGUGUCCUGGGACUUGCUGGAGAUGUGGAGAUGUGUCCCUUUAAGUCCCAAAUAGGCAACUGCCAGCUGCAAAACUCAGCUGCAACCCCUGUUGAAUUCUUCUAAUCCUUUUGUCUGUCCGUGAGUAAUGUGUGGGUUAUUUGCCAGAUUGCCUUUGUAGCUUCAUCAGAAGACACCCAAAAUCAAUUUUACCUGUUGCAGUUUGUUGUGCUUGCUUCUUUUCCAUUUGUUUUUGCCAGUAAGCCCCAGUCAUGGUGCCUUCCCUGCCACUGGAGACACAGGCCAUGAUAAUUCUUAAUUAUCUUAAUUUCUUAAUUUUAGAAAGGGAAAGUCCCUCUUUCUAGAGAUGAGGUGUGUGUUGUACAGUCUAAUGUCAAGCUUUUAAUUUCAUUUUGUUUUAUUGUAAUCGUGCUUUAAAAGCAUUUCUUGUCCCUGACCAAAACCAGUUUCUUCAGUGAUCUCUGUAUUCAUAUUUUCAUAAAGGAAGUAUCUUUCUCUGUGUGA
Columba livia (rock pigeon) is the source of this 3156-nucleotide messenger RNA. RefSeq names its product acyl-CoA synthetase short chain family member 1 (gene ACSS1). Lineage: Eukaryota; Metazoa; Chordata; Aves; Columbiformes; Columbidae. Gene Ontology annotation, molecular function: acetyl-CoA synthetase activity; AMP binding. The record is from RefSeq and is a predicted model, not a curated record. The transcript is spliced from 14 exons. The coding region runs from base 69 to 2081 and encodes 670 amino acids. Gene Ontology annotation, cellular component: mitochondrion.